Molecule: messenger RNA, 1635 nt
Organism: Colletotrichum lupini
Lineage: Eukaryota; Fungi; Ascomycota; Sordariomycetes; Glomerellales; Glomerellaceae
Product: peroxidase
Exons: 4
Coding region: 1-1635 (544 amino acids)
Biological process (GO): hydrogen peroxide catabolic process; response to reactive oxygen species; cellular response to oxidative stress
Molecular function (GO): heme binding; peroxidase activity
Source: RefSeq, a predicted model, not a curated record
AUGGCGAGGCGGUCCCACCGUCCGUCCACGUCCAUCGACCCUUGCAAGCAGACCCCCGACGCAAGCCCAUGGAAGAAAAAGAUGGAUACCCGUAACACCCCAGUCGACGCUGGAGCUCCUGCUUCUGACCACUCAGAAUGUCAAAGGCAGGCUGGUGCCGGUGCAGGGUACAUUGGUAUUUCUCAAACGCCCCCGGGGCAACGAACAUUCGAGAUUUAUAUUCAAAGGGCCGCGCCGCCAGUCUCCCCUUCCACUUCGUUCCCCCCCCCUCCUUCGAAAGCCUCCUUCCCUUCUUCCAUUUACUUCAAUCGCGUUGUUGAUUCUAUCUGGAACUCCAUAACCACCUCAUCAAAGCUUCCACCAAGGUUAGUACUCUUCAGACUCCCGUCAGAGCUCUCCUACACAGUUCCCUUUGCCGUCGAGCUUCUGCCCUGCUGCCUUAUCUCAAACCGAGAUUACCCGAUAUGCCUGUGUCUCUCAGCAGACACACACCGCAGACUCCCACAAGAAACAACCCCCAAUCUGACGUUUGAACUCGCGCAGAUGGCCGCUUCCACAAGACAGUUCGCCCGCGCGGCGCUGAGAACCUCCACCAGAACCUCCUUCGCCGCUGCCGCCCCCCGCCAGGCCUUCCGCCAGCAGGGCCGCCGCCUCUACUCCUCCGAGCCCGCCAGCAAGUCCGGCAGCUCCACCUGGAUCUGGCUCUCCGGCUUAGCCGUCGCCGGCGCCGGCGGCGCCUACCUCUUCACCAAGGAGGGCGGCGUCUCCGCCGGCUCCGUCCCCAAGGUCGUCAACCCCACAAAGGCCGACUACGAGAAGGUGUACAAGGUCAUUGCCGACCGCCUCGAGGAGAAGGACGACUACGACGACGGCAGCUACGGCCCCGUUCUCGUUCGUCUCGCGUGGCACGCCAGCGGUACCUUUGACAAGGAGACUGGUACUGGCGGCAGCAACGGUGCUACCAUGCGCUUCGCCCCCGAGUCUGACCACGGCGCCAACGCUGGCCUGAAGGCUGCCCGUGACUUCCUUCAGCCCGUCAAGGAGCAAUUCCCCUGGAUCACUUACUCCGACCUCUGGAUCCUCGGCGGCGUCGCCGCCAUCCAGGAGAUGCAGGGCCCUAUCAUCCCCUACCGCCCCGGCCGCAAGGAUGGCGAGGCUGCCGCCUGCACCCCUGAUGGCCGUCUCCCCGACGCCUCCCAGCGCGAGAAGCACCUCCGUGACAUCUUCUACCGCAUGGGCUUCAACGACCAGGAGAUUGUCGCCCUCUCCGGCGCCCACGCCCUCGGCCGCUGCCACGUUGACCGCUCCGGCUUCGACGGCCCUUGGACUUUCUCCCCUACCGUCCUGACCAACGACUACUACAAGCUUCUCCUGAACGAGAAGUGGCAGUGGAAGAAGUGGAAUGGUCCCGCUCAGUACGAGGACAAGGGCACCAAGUCCCUGAUGAUGCUUCCCGCCGACUACGCCUUGAUCCAGGACAAGGCUUUCAAGAAGCAGGUCGAGGUGUACGCCAAGGACAACGAGGCCUUCUUCAAGGACUUCUCCAACGUCAUUGUCAAGCUGUUUGAGCUCGGUGUUCCCUUUGCCCAGGGCGCCGAGGAGCGCUGGACCUUCAAGCCCACUUGGCAGGACUAA